AUGGACAUUUCCGUUUUAGCCAAAGUUGUGGCUAUUUCGUCCUCUUUUUGGUUGUCAGGCGAGAUAUUUACGUAUUCUUAUGGCGCUGUGCCUGCAGUCUUGGUAGCUACUUCAACCUCUCGGUCUUUAGCCGCAAAGCAAUGGGGCAAAUUUUACCAUAAAGGGCAUGCCUUGGGACCCACCUUAGCCAUUUUGGGAGCAGGAACCUUUGGAUGGUUGGCUUUCAAAUCGCACAACAUGUUUUAUUGGGGGGCUGCGGCUUUCGAUAUUGGCCUUAUUCCAUGGACCCUUCUUUUCAUGAUGAAAACGACCAACAGCCUACUUGAGCUUGUUGGUACGAAAGAUGAAAAGAGCACGGCGAAUGACGGCACACGAUUUACUCCCCUGGUCAACAAAUGGGCUAGUCUCAACAUCGUUCGAUCGAUUUUCCCUUUUGUCGGUGGCAUACUAGGGUUGAUGGCAGCCUUGCCUUGA
This is a messenger RNA of Penicillium soppii, 474 nucleotides long. Its product is annotated as anthrone oxygenase family protein. The transcript has 2 exons. NCBI's taxonomy places the organism in Eukaryota, Fungi, Ascomycota, Eurotiomycetes, Eurotiales, Aspergillaceae. The coding region runs from base 1 to 474 and encodes 157 amino acids. The record is from RefSeq and is a predicted model, not a curated record.